ACCCACCACGACCUAAACAGCUCCAGGAGGGAGAGGAGGGAGGAGAGCCGCAGCCCGCAGCAGCAGCAGCAGCAGCAGCAGCAGCAGCGUCGCAGCCCCGCUUUCAGCCUGCAUGGGCUAGUCGGUUAGCUAGCUUAGCAUCGUCCUCUCCUGCCGCCGAGAACCCCGGGUUGUUAUCUCCGUGUUUUCCUCUCCGUCCCCCACCCGGUCCUGCCUAACCCCCUGCCCCGCUUCAAGAUGAUGAAGUUUAGGUUUCGUCGGCAGGGCACCGACCCGCAGAGGGAGAAGAUAAAACAGGAGCUUUUCGCCUUCAACAAGACUGUGGAGCAUGGGUUUCCCCAUCAGCCCAGUGCUUUGGCCUUUGACCCCAAGCUGCAACUUAUGGCCAUCGGUACCAAGUCAGGAGCCAUCAAAGUUUACGGGGCCCCUGGUGUGGAGUUCACAGGACUACACAAGGACACAACUGCAGUUACACAGAUCCACUUCCUGCCUGGACAGGGCCGUCUGCUUUCACUGCUGGAUGACAACACCAUUCACCUAUGGGAGCUGGUGGCAGGGCCCCCAAGAGAGGUUGGAGGGGUUAAGAAAGAGGGUGUGGUCUCUCUCCAAGAAGUGGGCAACUACAGCCUCCCAGGAAGACCUGGCAUUGAGAGCUGCAGUGCCACUCGGGUGACUGUCUUGGUCUUGCUAAGGUCAUGUGACCUGCUCUGUAUUGGAACAGAGGGAGGGGGCGUGUACUUCCUGCAGUUGCCCCACCUCUCACUGAAAGACAACCAGACGCUGCUCCAGGAUCAGGUCACGCAGAGCCUGCCAGAUGACUACAGAUGUGGGAAAUCCUUAGGGCCAGUGGAAUCUCUUCAGGAACAUCCUCAGCAGACAGGGAAGAUUCUGAUUGGCUACAGCAGAGGCCUGGUGGUCUUAUGGGAUCUGAACACUCGUCAUACCGACCAGGUCUUCCUGGGAAAGCAGCAGCUGGAGAGCCUGGUGUGGGAACGCUCGGGAAACUUGUUUGUCAGUUCCCACAAUGACGGGGGCUACUCUGUGUGGCCUGUUACCAGCGGAAACAUCUACAAUCACCAACCAGUGUCCUGCACCAUCCCAUACGGUCCUUUUCCCUGCAAGGCUAUCAGCAAGAUUCUGUGGAGGACAACGCAGACAGGUGUUCCAGUGCUGUUAUACAGUGGAGGAAUGCCCAGAGCCAGCUACGGUGACCGCCACUGUCUGACUAUUCAGCAGGAAAAGGACCACGUCACUCUUGACUUCACGUCAAGAGUCAUUGACUUCUUCACUGUCCACAGCACAGAGCAAGAGAAAGAGUUUGAUGACCCGACGGCUUUGGUAGUGUUACUAGAAGAGGAGCUGGUUGUAAUCGACCUCCAGACCCCCGGCUGGCCCUCUCUGCCCACUCCAUACCUGGCUCCUCUCCACUCAUCAGCCAUCACCUGCUCCUGCCACAUCUCCAGCGUCCCCCCUAAACUGUGGGAGAGGCUGCUCAACGCUGGCAAAGCACAACAGGGCUGGCAACACACACACAGGAGUUGGCCCAUAUGUGGAGGGAAAAACCUGGCACCUCCACCCAAACAACAAGAGCUGAUGUUGACAGGACAUGAGGACGGCACUGUUCGUUUCUGGGAUGCAUCAGGUGUUGCUCUUACUCCGCUGUACAAACUCAGCACAGCCAACGUCUUCCACACCGACUGUGACCCCAGCGACGACCCUCAGGACCCUAGCAACGACCCCGACAUGCAGCAGGAGGAGGAAUGGCCUCCCUUCAGGAAGGUGGGCUGUUUUGAUCCGUACAGCGAUGACCCCAGGCUGGGAAUACAGAAGAUCAGUCUGUGCAAAUACAGCAACAAGCUGGUGGUGGCAGGAACUGCUGGACAGGUGAUAGUGUUGGGUUUAAGUGACGAGCGUUCAGACCACUUGGUGGACCUGUCGGUGGUUGAUCUGCUGCAGGACCGGGAGGGCUUCACCUGGAAGGGCCAUGACAGACUGGAGCCGCGCCUUAAACCUGCCCCCUUCCCCCCAGGCUUUCAGCCACUAGUGCUGGUGCAAUGCCUACCCCCGGCCUCUGUUACGGCGGUGGCGCUGCAUGCAGAGUGGAACCUGAUUGCCUUUGGGACGAGUCAUGGAUUUGGCCUGUUUGACUACCACCGACGAAACGCUGUGCUGGCCAGGUGUACCCUGCACCCUAAUGACUCGUUGGCGAUGGAGGGCCCGCUGUCCAGAGUCAAAUCCUUGAAAAAGUCCUUACGGCAGAGCUUCAGACGCAUCCGCAAGAGCAGGGUGUCAGGGAAGAAACGCACCAUCACCACACCCACCAGCAAGGUCCAAGAGGCCAACGCUGCUUUAGCAGAGCAGGAGGAAGUGGCUCCGGUACAGAGAAGGAUUGAACCCCGGUCAGCAGACGACUCACUGUCUGGAGUGGUCCGAUGUCUUUGCUUCGCUGACACCUUCCUGCGUGAUGGUACACACCACGGUCCCACACUAUGGGCGGGCACCAACUCAGGCAGUGUGUAUGCCUACGCUCUGGAGGUGCCUGGUGUGGGCUCGGGACGUGUGUGUGAGCGGGGUGGAGCAAGUGAGAGCAGCGUGUGUGUGGAGGCGGUGUUGGGUAAAGAGAUUCAGCUGAUGCACAGGGCCCCCGUGGUGUCAAUCUGUGUGUUGGACGGCCGAGGGAAACCAUUACCAGACCCAUACGAAGCCUCCCAGGACCUUGCCAUCGCACCGGAUAUGACCAACGCUCACUCUGUCCUCAUUGCAUCAGAGGAACAGCUCAAGGUGUUCUCUCUCCCCAAGGUGAGCGCCAAGACCAAGUUCAAGCUUACUGCACACGAAGGCUGCCGAGUGAGAAAGGUGGCCCUGGUGGUCUUCAGCUCCACAGCUCAGGAAGACUACAGCGAACACACACUGGUGUGUCUGACCAACCUGGGAGAUAUGCACCUCUUUAACAUACCGGGCCUCCGACCACAGGUGCGCUAUGACUGCAUCCGCAAAGAAGACAUCAGUGGUAUUGCAUCCUGCGUCUUCACCAAGAGCGGACAGGGCUUUUACCUGAUCUCUCCCUCAGAGUACGAGAGGUUCUCACUGUCUGCCAAGGUCCUCACUGAGCCGCUCUUCUCUGUUCAGCUUGAACGGCCGCUAGAGCCCACACCUGCCAGCGAUGGUAUGUCGACGCAGCCGCAGGCCAAUGGAACCCACAAGAACCAGAUGGGUCAAGCUGAGGGGCAAACAGAAGAGCUUCCGAGCUCCCUGUCCUCUCCCAACCUGGACACCCCACUGGACUCCCCCCUCAGCUGCGCUGACCUCACCCUCGACUCCACUGGAGAACUCACUGUGGAGGACGUUAGGGACUUCCUUACCACCGUUGACGAAGCAGAGAAUAACCUAAAGAACAUUAAAGAGGAGGAGGGACGCUCAACUGGCAUCCUCAUCAACUGAACAGUAUUACAGGGAGGGGCUCAAGUGGUCUGGAUGGACUGGAUUUCAGUGCUGCACCACAAACAUGUCCCAUCAGCCCCCAGCCAGCACUCUGGGAGGAAAGCCUCGCUAUGGACAAAGAAUACAAUAUUGAAGACUUUUUGUGGCUUCUUUUACUGGAAGAACUAAAUCUUAUUCUUCUUUUGUAACCACUUUGGAAACAUGACAUCACCUCCCGCACGGAGACACAGAAAGUCCAGCUGAGGAUAGCCUGGUUCUGGACGGACUUGGAGCUGAUGAUUCUGAUUUCAAGAACUAAAGGCUGAAAUUUCCAUCGUCCAUCUUGACGCUCCGUGCUCCCUUCCCCUGGCGAUUUGAUGUUUCCAGGGCAUUCCCCAGCCAGUGGAGGUGGUUCAGCCUUCAAGGAAAGGGCUCUUACACUCUGCAUAGGAGACUUAACGGUGACGUUUGUAUGUUUUUAUUUUUCUAUCCGCAGUUUUUCGGCGUGCUUGGCUCGGCCUGAGUUUUCCCCCACAGUUGGAACUGGAAUUGGUGCUCCAUUGCCAAACGUGUGUGUCGAUUCCUUGCGCACACUAGUGGAUGUGAUGGACUGUUCUGCACGCUGCUUAACAACACUGCAGCCCCAUGAACAACCCUGUGUAUAAGCUGAUGAUAACCAGCAAAGACUGAAAGGGAGAACUUUGUAGUGUUCGAAGAGAUCAAGACUAGCAAAUGGAGUAUUUUGAAUAUUUGAGUAUUCAAAGUUGUAGCAUUUCUAUUCUUCCCCCUCUAAGGUGCCAGUAAGGGCAGUUGAAUUGCCUUAGCCAGUGUCGUGUGGGUGGAGGUGGCGCAUAAAUCUGCUGUUUUCAAACCAGAGUUAUUGCACACAAGCACAUUUUCACCAAGGUUUUAAGAAGCGCUCUCUCUAUUCUCUUGGUAUUGAAGAAAAAAAAAAACUGAGUACUGAGAUACUGAAGGUGUUUUGUAUCGCAAAGGUUGAAACUCUGUUAAAUAUGUUUUGUAUGGAUUUGAAGAAAGUAAAGAUAUUUUAAUGAAAAAUAGAGUGGGGGGGUGCAAGAGGAAAGAAUUGACAGUCAUUUCAAAGGGAACCGGCUGGUGAAGAGGGAACUGAGGGGGGGGGGCUAUGUAUUUGGGACUAGAGCAGAUUUAGGUGAAAAUAUAUUUUUGACACUUUUUGACAAACCUUUAUUGCUAAAUGCAUGGUCUGAGAAGCAAAUUCAUUCUUGGUUUCUCUCAACCACAACCUGAAUUUGUUAAAUUCUGGGGUUUUUUUUAUCAGGCAAAAUGGGUCAAGUUUGUCGUGUGAGGAAGAGGUGGCCAGUGAUGUCACAUAAGUAUGACAUUGGGGGGUUUAUGGUACGACACAGCACAGCUAGCUGUUCUUCCAGUUUUCAUCUAUGUGACCUCACUGUUCUCUCAUCUUUACAAUAAGGAGGCUAUGCUCAUCGGGACCAUGUGAUAUGAAGUUAGUUGAAGUUGCUGUAUAACCCUUUAGAGAUCGAGAGUAUGUGACAGUCUGUUUGAAGAGCUCAGAGUUCAUUGUGAUCAGUUUGAGAAUAAAGAGUUUUUAUCCUGAUUUUCUGCUUGUUUGGUAAAAUCCGGUUUGAUGAAAGGAAUUAUUUUUAGUCUUCGAAAAUAAAAAGGGGAUGAAGGUAAAGAAUGUGGUCAAAUAAAGAGUCUUCUGUUAAAUCCUCCCUCCUCUGUUAACGUUUCAUCAUCUCGUGCAGAAAUCUUGACGGGACUCAGGGAAGUGUAGCAAGGGAAGCAAAGUCAGUCUGAAUGCUAAGUGUAAUGUACUGUGUACUGUGAUGCACCCAGGAGAUUUCUGUUUUGGGUUUCUGUGAAUUGGUGCAUUCUAGGUAAUAUUGGCUAGAUACAGAGCUUUGAUCACCAGUAUUUUUUAACCCCCUUGUUGUUUUACUGUGUAAAAACAAAAAUUUAUACAGUAUCUAUAUCUAGGUUUGCUAAAGGCAGAUUUAUAACAGUAAGCCGAUGAUAGAGUAAAACGUUAGAACCUGUCGUAGCCUAUGUACCCCUCGGUAUUCCUAGCUUCUUGAUCACUUUGCGUAAAAACAAAAUAAAAAGUAAAAAAGGGACCUCACUUCUAACUAAUGUAGCUCAACAGGUAGAAAUCAUGUUCAUGCUUUUUUUUACUCCUCUGUUUAGCUUUUUUUUUUUUUUUUU
This is a messenger RNA of Xiphias gladius (swordfish), 5625 nucleotides long. RefSeq names its product LLGL scribble cell polarity complex component 1 (gene llgl1). Gene Ontology annotation, molecular function: GTPase activator activity; myosin II binding. Bases 238 to 3441 code for a protein of 1067 amino acids. Gene Ontology annotation, cellular component: cortical actin cytoskeleton; plasma membrane; cytoplasm. Gene Ontology annotation, biological process: establishment of spindle orientation; cortical actin cytoskeleton organization; regulation of protein secretion. NCBI's taxonomy places the organism in Eukaryota, Metazoa, Chordata, Actinopteri, Istiophoriformes, Xiphiidae. The record is from RefSeq and is a predicted model, not a curated record. The transcript is spliced from 24 exons.